This is a messenger RNA of Ostertagia ostertagi, 354 nucleotides long. Lineage: Eukaryota; Metazoa; Nematoda; Chromadorea; Rhabditida; Trichostrongylidae. The record is from the annotation of a GenBank genome assembly.
AUGAAGAAGGAAAUGGAGGCACAAAUCGAACGCGAUCGAAGUCGAUACGAAGAGGUGUCACGGCAGUUUGAAUUAGCACAGCAGCAGAUCGUCUCACUGCAUGCGCAAGUUGUCGAAAGAGGCGAGGAUUACGCUGCACAGUCUGUAGUGGUCGAAAAACUGCUGCGGGAAAUUUCCCUCAAAAGCAGUCGUGAGCGCGAGCUGACAGCCGAGAACGCCGAUUUGAGUCGACAGGUUGAUGAAGCGUUACAUAGGCAGAAUGAGCUUGGCAUGCAGAUGAAAGAACUGCAGGUCUGUGCCGAUUUUUUUCUCUGUGGAAUCGUAUCUUCGAUAUCAACUAUUUUAAUCGCUCGG